Messenger RNA from Exophiala bonariae, 420 nucleotides. RefSeq lists its product as uncharacterized. The transcript is spliced from 4 exons. Bases 1 to 420 code for a protein of 139 amino acids. The record is from RefSeq and is a predicted model, not a curated record. NCBI's taxonomy places the organism in Eukaryota, Fungi, Ascomycota, Eurotiomycetes, Chaetothyriales, Herpotrichiellaceae.
AUGGCAUCACCAUCCGCCCCUAUAAAAAUAAUUCUAAAGUUCACCAAGCCGGCACCACGUCCGCCAGCCCCAGUCAACCUCACACCCACGGGUAUGAAGAACCUCGUUGGUGCAUUGAGCAACACCAAGGACGAGAUCAAGAUCGACUACGAGGGAAUGAAGCAGGCCCUAGGCCUCAGCUCAAAGUCGAAGAAGCCUCCGCCUCCUCCGCCGCCCCUACCGCCGCCGACGAGGUCUGACGAGGUUGAAGAGGACGACGAGAACGACGAGGAGGAGGACACUGCAGAUGACAAAGUCCCAGCCAAGAAGCCAGCUGCUGCCGCUACCCCUGCUGCAAAGCGCGGCCUUGAGACCGAGGAUGACGACGAAGAAGACGACGCCGGGGCAAGGCCAGGCAAGAAAGCCAGAAAAUCUACCUAG